Messenger RNA from Tetrahymena thermophila SB210, 278 nucleotides. RefSeq names its product translation initiation factor eIF-5A family protein. The record is from RefSeq and is a predicted model, not a curated record. Gene Ontology annotation, cellular component: perinuclear region of cytoplasm; cytosol; nucleus. The transcript is spliced from 3 exons. Lineage: Eukaryota; Ciliophora; Oligohymenophorea; Hymenostomatida; Tetrahymenidae. The annotation marks the transcript as partial. Gene Ontology annotation, biological process: nucleocytoplasmic transport; activation of GTPase activity. Gene Ontology annotation, molecular function: GTPase activator activity; small GTPase binding.
GCAAUAAAAUCGGUGAUAAAGGAGCAUAAAAUAUUGGUUUAGGUUUGAGUAACUGCACUCAACUUACAAAUUUAGAAUUUGACAUAAGAGGAAAUUAAAUUGGGCAUGAUGGAGCUUCUACUAUUGGUGCAGCACUUGGUAACUUCAAGUUCCUAACUAAUCUCAAAUUUAACAUUUCGGGCAAUUAAAUCGGUGAUAAAGGAGCAUAAAAUAUUGGAUUAGGUUUGAGUAAUUGCACUCUACUAACAAAUUUAAUUUUUAGCUCAGAGUAAUUUUGA